This is a messenger RNA of Effrenium voratum, 2303 nucleotides long. Lineage: Eukaryota; Dinophyceae; Suessiales; Symbiodiniaceae. The record is from the annotation of a GenBank genome assembly.
GCAUGCAGUUGCUCCUCAAUGCGCUGGAGAGGCGCUUUGAGGAUAUGGCCCAGACAGAGAAAGUGGACGUGCCUCAGGAGCUUGGACAUUCGACAGAUCAGUUGAAGAUCCUGCUGAGCACUGUCCAGAGUCAGCUCCUGCGGCUGAAUGCUCCAGGAGAUGCAGAGAGCCAGGAAGACUCAGAAGACAAGGACCAGCCGUCAGAAGAACUUGAAGAGGAUCCCGAGAUUGUCAGAGAGCAAGAUGUGGUGCCAGAGCUGGUAGGCAAGCCCGUGUCCGCGGACAAUAAGGGCAAGAAGGCUACUCUCUGCACCGGGCGGCAAGCCCGAGAUGACGAUGAUGGCGGUGCCGAGUGUGUGCCACUGUCUUUGGCGUGCUCUGGGGCUUUUGGCCUGGCUGCCACACGGACCUUCAAGUUCAAGAAGGAUGGCGCCUCCGGCCGCCCGCGGAGCGCGAGGUCGCCCUGGUCUGAGCACUUUGAUCCAGCCUCAGGAAAGCCGUAUUAUUACAACAGAGCGACCAAAGUUUCGAGCUGGACAAAGCCGGAAGAGGAUGAGUCCUCCCAUUCAGUAGCUCCGGAGGAGAUGGUUGUGGAGCCCGUUUCACGUUCUUCCUCGAAGAUGAACAGACAAGCCUCCGCCAGGAGCUUGCAAGGAGUGCUGCAAACUCAGCGGAGCUUGGCUACCCUCGGAAAAAAGCCUGACGCACACGGGCAUCACCGGAAAAGCUGUCUCAUCGACCCGCGGUGGGGUGCCAAGCUCUUAUGGGACUUCUUCGUGAUGUUCGUGGUCCUCUUUGACGCCCUCAUCCUACCCUUUCAGCUGGCGUUUAAGAAUAACUCCCACGACAGUUUCGACGAGUUCUGGUUUUGGUGGACGACAGUCUUGUUCAGUGCUGACAUUGUCCUGAGCUUUAACACUGCCAUCCAAGUGGACGAUGAUGGCAGCCGGCCAGAUGCCCUCCUUCGCGACAGGAAAGCCAUUGCCAUCGCAUACGUGAAGGGCUGGUUUUCCAUCGACUUUUUCAGCACUGUCCCUUGGCCCCGGCUCGCCUCGGUCUUUGCCGCGGGGCAAUCCGACGGCGGGUCCACACAAGCAGCCAAGCUGCUGAAGGUCGUGAAGUUUUUGCGCUUGAUGCGGCUGAUGCGAAUGCUCCGCAUGGCCAAGCUGCGAAAGCUUUGGGAGAGAGUGGAGGAUGAGAUUGGGUCAGUUUUGCUGGUGCAGUCGAUGAUGUUGGUCCGCAUCCUCGUGAUUGUUAUUGCCAUAUGUCACUGGAGCGCCUGCAUCUUCUGGAUGGUGGGGAAUCCGGACAGCUUGAUCACAGACCUCAUGCCAGACAACAUCCUCCAGGAGUUUCUGCAAGUCCCGCACUGGACGACAAUCAGCAGGACUCAUGGGCCCAACCAGGGGACUUGGCGCUGGGUCGACCGACCCACCUCUGAGUCGUACAUCUUCUGCUUCUACUGGACCCUGGGAGUGAUGAGGACAAUGCCGGCUGAGGUGAUCCCGGUGAACCUGGCAGAGCGGAUCUUUGUGCUGUUGUUCAUGUUCUUUGCUCUCUCCGCCUUCGCCGUUUGCGUCGCAUCCUUGACCCAGGCCUAUUUCAAGAUCUCAGAGCGGAGCCGGAGCUUUACGGAUGAGCUCUUCGCAGUGCGCAUGCUGCUGAAAAGGCUGAAGAUGGACCCUACAUCCAGGCGCAAGGUGAAGGAGUUCCUGACGCUGAUGUUUGAGCGACGGAGGAUCAUGGCCAAGGAAAAGAACCUGAUCAAUGUGCUACCGCAGCGGCUCCAGGAUGAGGUGGAGCGCGCGAGGCGGCUCCAGCAUCUGAUGAGGCUUCCCGGGAUGUCCGACAUUAGCAAGGAGAAACUCGCGGAGAUCUGCAAGGAGGAGAACAAGUGCGUGGAGUUCUUCGACAUGUGCCCCGGUGACUUCGCAUGCAAAAUGGGGGAGGAAGCGGAGGCGGCGUGGAUCCUUUGCGCUGGGCGGCUGCAAGCUUUGGACGAGGAGGGCGAGGUAAUGAUCCUUGGGGAUGAGUCGCUGGAUGCGGUGGACGAAGAUUGCCUCUGGAGCUCAGAGCCCUUCAAGUCUCCAUUCACAGUCAGCGCCUAUACCGCCUGCGAAAUGCUGAAGAUCAACAAGGAGAAGUUUGUGGAAAUCGCCUCUACAGACCAGGAGGUCUGGACUUCCUGCUCCCAGUCGAGACGACGGAACGUUCCAACAGCGCAGCGGGCACUGGCGGGCGCAGCGGGCCUCAUCAUCGACACCUCGGCGGCGGCGGCUGUCUCUUCCAUUUCUGCCGGCUGA